Messenger RNA from Plodia interpunctella (Indianmeal moth), 812 nucleotides. RefSeq lists its product as uncharacterized. The transcript is spliced from 6 exons. The coding region runs from base 223 to 786 and encodes 187 amino acids. NCBI's taxonomy places the organism in Eukaryota, Metazoa, Arthropoda, Insecta, Lepidoptera, Pyralidae. The record is from RefSeq and is a predicted model, not a curated record.
GGAUUCCGUCGUGUAUACAAAUUUCUUGUGCAAAUACCAACCCACGUGGUGUGUUUACCCAAAAAUCAAUGAGACGACAUUCUUGACGAUACUCCUUUCUUCGGUGUCGUGUUUCAGGCAUGCGGAUUAAGUUUUGUAUUUUGGUGUAUGUAUUCGUUUUAUGUCUGUGUGGUUGAUGAAUGUGCUUUGCUUUGAAUUUCUGGACGAAGUUGAUGAUUGGUGAUGUUCCUCAUAACAACGACUACAGAAAAACAUGGACGCAAACGAAGAUAUCUCAUUUUCACUUCGGGCACUCAGUGGGGUGUGUUUGCAACGGUGUCAGUACCCCUGCAUCCAGAGACCACGGUGAGCGUCGCGUGGUUCUUCGAAGCGAACUACUUUACCGUCGACAACUCAACUUAUUACGAACCGUUCUUGGGCGAUAUUUCAACUUUAUCGAGAAGCAAAUACAAGAGGAGUAUAAACAAAUCGAAGAAUGAUUUUACUAGAAGCUUUUUAUAUACGUUUGUUGAGACCAUGUUACAACAGCACGGGCGAGGCGGCCGAGCUUGCUUACUAAGGUCUAUCUGCGAAAACGCCUCGUCACAACUCCUACACAACGGCUUACUGGGAGAUUUACUUCAUCUACUACUAACGCCUUCGACUUCAAUGUCUGAAGACACCCUGGACGAUAUUUAUUACGAGGCCGAGUAUCUUGGCCUGGAGGGCGAGUGUGACCGGUACAAUGAUGCGUGUCCCACCAAUCCUGUGGAUUCGAUAUCCGUGUUUCUAGAGAAAUUGGACUGAACUAUGGAGAUAAAUAAAAACAAAAG